AUGCCACGGCCAGUUCGACACACAAAAAGCUCUGUUCUACUUGAAUAUGGACCGUCUUUUUCUUCUGGACCUCAAGCAUCCUCUACACCAACCCAAGAUCCAUCAAACAUAACAUGGACGUCAGAUUUAUCACCUAUUGAAACAUCUGAACCAAACAGAGAUAUAGAUAUACAAACAAACACAUCUCCUGAUCCAUUUGGGUUCAAAGAAAUUCAAGGAAUCCAUCCAACACUUAAAAUCAAACACUUAAAGCCAUUACUAAAUGAACCAGAAGUAAGUGACGAAACGCCAUUUUCAGACUUUUCAUCAUUAUCGAAAAACAAAAGCCCUUUUCAAGAAUCAUCAAGUGAAGAAGAUUCAAGUCCACUACCAAAACAAAGAUCUAUAAGGGCUAAACCAAAAAAUUUAAAAUACAAAGAAAACGAAAAUGAAAAUGACAAUUAUUAUCACAAAAAAAAAAAAAAAUACACCAAAAAACAUCAAAAUGCAUCAGAAGUUGUAAACAUGGAAGAUAAAGUCAUAAUCCUUGAAAAAGAUACAAAUGAAUUUGAUAUAAGGAAACAUGCUAUAUCUUCAAAAAGCAUUAUAGAAUACUUUAAAGAAGUUGACAAAUUCGAAUUAGACGUAGAAGAUGUCCCUGCAAACCACACUAGUGAUUAA
This is a messenger RNA of Pneumocystis jirovecii RU7, 660 nucleotides long. RefSeq lists its product as uncharacterized. NCBI's taxonomy places the organism in Eukaryota, Fungi, Ascomycota, Pneumocystomycetes, Pneumocystales, Pneumocystaceae. The coding region runs from base 1 to 660 and encodes 219 amino acids. The transcript has a single exon. The record is from RefSeq and is a predicted model, not a curated record.